Molecule: messenger RNA, 549 nt
Organism: Chara braunii
Lineage: Eukaryota; Viridiplantae; Streptophyta; Charophyceae; Charales; Characeae
Source: the annotation of a GenBank genome assembly
GUGGUCAUGCCUUUUGGCCUCACCAACGCCCCGGUGACGUUCCAAGCGACGAUGACCAAUGAGUUUUGUGCAAUGUUGGACCAGUUCGUGCUGUUCUACUUAGACGAUAUUCUCGUCUACAGCCGGACAUUGGAGGAUCAUCUUGGACAUCUUCGACGAGUGUUGGCGACGCUCCGCCGUGCCAAGUACAAGGCCAACCGCAACAAGUGCGAAUUUGUCCGGCAAGAGCUGGAAUACUUGGGCCAUUUUGUCACACCUGAGGGCAUCAGUCCGCUAUCGGACAAGAUUCAGGCCGUCCAAGAGUGGUCGGAGCCUCGGAACGUCACGGAUGUCCGCUCGUUCCUCAAUCUUACCGGCUACUAUCAGCGCUUCAUCAAAGGCUACUCCAAGAUCGCGGCCCACUUGAACAAGCUUCAGUACGAGGAUCGACCGUUUGACUUCGGAGAGGAGGCGCGAGGAUCAUUCUUUGCUCUCAAAGCCGCGCUAUUGUCUGCGGAGGUCUCGUGAAUCUACGACCCGCUCGCACCUACGCGUGUCACUACGGAUGCG